CCGAGCCGCGGCGCGGAGACCCCCGGGGCCGGGGCUUCCCCUGUGUACCUCCCCCCCUUCUCACUUAAGGCCUCGGCGUGAUCGCCGCCGCUAUUUGUCCGUGUCCUAUUGACCCCCCACCCCGCGCCAGAUAUCCUGGCGAAGCUCUGCCGUCUCUCGAGGGGUCCUGGGUGGUUCUGUUCCCCGGAGCACCGGGAUGAGGUGCGGGGAACCACGGGAGUCCCACGCCUGGAGCCGGGUGGGCGCGUGGUCCCUGUGUCGGCGGCUCCCCAGGGAGGAAAAAACCUUGCCGGGUUCAUGUGAGAGAUGGCGAAUGCCGAGGUGAGCGUCCCUGUGGGUGAUGUGGUGGUUGUACCAAGUGACGGGAACGAAGGGGAGAACCCGGAGGAUACCAAAACCCAAGUGAUCUUGCAGCUCCAGCCGGUGCAGCAAGGGAUUUACCAAGAGGGCUCCGAGGCCAGCGCUGCUGUGGUGGCCGUGGAAACCCACACCAUCCACAAGCUGGAAGAAGGGAUUGACCCCAGCACCCUCGAAACGAGUGAGGAAAUCGAGAUCGCCUAUCCCAUCACCUGUGGGGAGAGCAAAGCCAUCCUUCUCUGGAAGAAGUUUGUCUGUCCAGGAAUUAAUGUCAAGUGUGUGAAGUUCAAUGACCAACUGAUUAGCCCAAAGCACUUUGUUCACCUGGCUGGGAAGUCUACCCUGAAGGAUUGGAAGAGAGCCAUUCGCCUCGGAGGAAUCAUGCUAAGGAAGAUGAUGGAUUCAGGGCAGAUUGACUUCUACCAACAUGACAAAGUUUGCACCAACACCUGUCGAAGCACCAAGUUUGAUCUCCUGAUCAGCAGUGCCAGAGCACCAGUGCCAGGGCAGCAGAGCGUGGUGCAGACUCCAACCUCAGCUGAUGGGAGCAUCACCCAGAUUGCGCUGUCAGAGGAGAGUAUGGAGGAGGGGAUAGAGUGGAAUUCGGCUCUGACAGCUGCUGUCACCAUGGCCACCGAGGAAGGCAUGAAAAAGGACAUGGAUGAGAUUUCAGAGGACACACUGAUGUUCUGGAAAGGAAUAGCUGAUGUGGGGCUGAUGGAAGAGGUAGUGUGCAACAUCCAAAAGGAAAUAGAAGAAGUCCUAAGAGGUGUGCAGCAGCGGUUGGGUCAGUCUCCCUUCCAGAUGACAGAUGCUGCAGUCCUGAACAAUGUCGCCCAUACAUUUGGCUUAAUGGACACAGUCAAGAAGGUACUGGACAACAGGAAAAACCAGACAGAGCAAGGAGAGGAACAGUUUCUUUACACACUGGCAGACCUGGAGCGGCAGUUGGAAGAACAGAAGAAACUUGCCAGGGACCAGAAGGCCAAGUCCCAAACGAUCCAGAACGUGGUGCUGAUGCCCAUGAGCACUCCCAAGCCUCCGAAGAGACCCCGUCUGCAGCGCCCAGCCUCCGCUACCAUCCUCAGCCCCUCCACCCCGAUCCAGCAGCCUCAGUUCACUGUCAUCUCCCCCAUCACCAUCGCACCUGUUGGACAACAGUUCUCUGUGGGCAAUAUCCCAGUGGCAACCCUCAGCCAAGGCUCCAGCCCGGUGACUGUUCAUACCUUGCCAUCUGGCUCCCAGCUCUUCCGAUAUGCCACCGUGGUUUCAUCCUCCAAGACCAGCUCCUCGGACACCGUCACCCUGCACCCGUCCUCCAGCCUGGCACUGCUGAGCUCAGCGGCCAUGCAGGACACCGGGGCCCUGGCCAAUGUGGCAACCGUGGUCAACCCCGUGGAACUGGUGGCCAUGGAGUCUGGCAUCACUUCCACCAUCCAAGCUGUGGAAGGCACCUCGGACAAUGGGCAGACCAUCAUAGAGAUCGACCCGGCGCCAGAUCCUGAGGCGGACACAGACGAAUCAGAGGGCAAAGCUGUGAUCCUGGAGACAGAGCUGAGGACUGAGGAGAAAGUGGUGGGAGAUGUGGAAGACCAUCAGCACCAAGUCCAUAAUGUGGAGAUUGUGGUCUUGGAAGACUAGUGGAGAACGCAAGCAUCAGUUAGGGGAAGAGUUGGGAAUUUGUUUUAUUUCAGGCUUUUUUGUUAAGCAUCUUUUCCAGCCACCCCAUUUGUUACCAUGGAUAUUUUCAUUGUACUGUAUAUUUUAUAUAUAUAUAUAUAUAUAUAUAUAUAUAUGUAAAGUUUGGGUUUUUUUUUUAAACAAAGCUGGAGAAACACGUGACACUUGGAUAAGGCUCCGUGUCCGUGGAGCACUGAACAAUACCGCCAGUGUGAAGGAGAGACUGGAUCUCUGCUGGACAACCCAACCAGAAGGAACUAGCCAUGCCUCAGUGCUUCUGCUCCAGGGCUGCUCUGGCCCAGAGACUUUAUUUGAGAGACAAUAACACUUGAGUGUGGAUGUGGCUGUGAGAAGGGGUGACAGACUUGGGGUGGAACAGGUACCUCAUUUGUAUUUUUAUUUUCCCCAGGGAAAGGGAAUUCUGUCGGACCCUUCACUGUCACCUCAAAUGGAAUUUUUUAUUAUUUUUCUUGCUUUGGGGAGGCUGACAGUACAAUGAAUUUACUGUCCAUGUUCUCCUCCUCCACACAAAUUGUUUUUAUAUCUCUA
Vidua macroura (Pin-tailed whydah) is the source of this 2586-nucleotide messenger RNA. It is a transcript of the gene GMEB1, whose product is annotated as glucocorticoid modulatory element binding protein 1. The coding region runs from base 307 to 1998 and encodes 563 amino acids. Lineage: Eukaryota; Metazoa; Chordata; Aves; Passeriformes; Viduidae. The record is from RefSeq and is a predicted model, not a curated record. Gene Ontology annotation, cellular component: nucleus. Gene Ontology annotation, molecular function: DNA-binding transcription activator activity, RNA polymerase II-specific; RNA polymerase II cis-regulatory region sequence-specific DNA binding. Gene Ontology annotation, biological process: positive regulation of transcription by RNA polymerase II. The transcript has 10 exons.